GACAUGUUUCCUUUCUUUCUGCUCUCUGUGAAAAUGUGGCUCCUCAGCUUGGCUCAGUGGCUCAGCCUCAGAUGGAUAAUGAUUUUUACUUUUGCAGUCCUCCUCUUGGUCAACCUGCUCAUCAAAAGGGAUCCACCUCACUUUCCACCAGGACCACCGGCUCUUCCUUUUUUUGGGAAUGUAUUCAGCAUCGAAUCUAAGCAGCCUCAUAUUUACCUCACUAAGCUUGCUGAUCUUUAUGGGAACAUUUUCUGCAUACGUCUGGGAAGACACAAAACCGUGUUCUUGUCUGGGUGGAAGAUGGUGAGAGAGGCUUUAGUGAUACAGGCUGAAAACUUUGCGGACCGGCCUUACAGCCCCAUGGUGACCCUGAUUUACUCAGGAAACUCAGGAGGUCUUUUCUUCAGUAAUGGGAAGGUAUGGAGGAGGCAGCGACGCUUUGCUAUGGCCAUGUUGCGUACGUUUGGCAUGUCCAAGGGAUGCAUGGAGGAGAACAUCCGUCAGGAGAGUCGACAUCUACGGGAGGCGAUGGAGAAGGAGGAAGGUAAGCCCUUUGACCCGGUGCCACUCCUGGACAACGCUGUUUCCAACAUCAUCUGCCAGAUCGUGUUUGGUAGAAGAUUUGACUACAGUGACGAGGAGCUGCAGAGCAUGUUGAGAAAUCUGACAGACAUGGCCUACCUUGAAGGUUCAAUAUGGGCUCUACUUUAUGAUGCUUUCCCGGCAUUGAUGAGACUCUUGCCAGGGCCUCACAAUGGGAUUUUUAGCAGCUCUAAGUCUUUAAAGGCAUCAAUCAGGAAAGAAAUAGAAAGACACAAGUUGGAACUGGAUCCAAACAAACCACGAGAUUACAUUGACAGCUUCCUUAUAGAGGAAAGACGUGACAGAAAGCAGGACAUGGGCUUUGUGGAAGAAAACCUGGUGCUGUGCUGUCUGGAUCUGUUCUUGGCUGGCAGUGAAACCACUUCAAAGACUCUGCAGUGGGGACUAAUCUACCUUAUAAACAAUCCUCCCAUACAGGAGAAAGUCCAGGAAGAGAUAGACAGAGUGGUUGGUCAGAAGCGUCAGCCCACCAUGGCGGACAGAUCCAACAUGCCCUUCACUGAUGCAGUCAUCCACGAGAUCCAGAGGAUGGGAAACAUCGUUCCCCUCAACGGGCUCCGGAUGGCUGCCAGAGACACAACCCUAGGUGGUUACUUCAUACCAAAGGGGACGGCUGUGAUGCCUAACCUGACCUCUGUUCUUUUUGAUAAGAACGAAUGGGAAACUCCUGACAGCUUCAACCCCAAACACUUCCUGGAUGAUGACGGCAGCUUCAGGAGGAGGGACGCCUUCCUACCUUUCUCUGCUGGAAAGCGAGCAUGUCUUGGCGAGGGUCUGGCAAGAAUGGAACUCUUCCUGUUUUUUGUCGGCUUGUUCCAGAAGUUUCACUUCGCUACCCAGGAUGGAGUGGAGCUGAGAUACGAAGGAAUAACCGGAGCCACACGUACACCGUACCCAUUUAAGAUCUUUGCAAAAUCCCGCUUUCCUUUGCAGAACACAAGCAACGCAAUAUAAGCUGCAGGAUAGACGACAAGCUCUUUGUUAACAACACAUAUCUGUUGUUAAUGUGGCAGAAUCAGGAUUUUUUUAACCAGAUGAUGAAUAAGAUGAAGCAUUGUCAUGUUUGCACAAAAUUACUGAUUUGUCACGUGUCCAAAACUAGACGCUAAACCUGCAAACAUACACGUACCAGUGUUAAUUAUUACUAAUAGCCACCCUUCACUUCCGUUAAUUUUAUUCCUAGAGCUUUUGGACGUCAAUCAGAGUUUGUGGUUGAAUCUGUCUGACUGGAGUCUUUUCAUUAUUCAUUAUUGUAAACAGAAAAUGCUGAAUUACAUGAUGACAACAGCAAAUAUACGUUUUUCUAUGAACAGUUUCCGUCUGAGAAAACCGAUGAAGGAUUCUCUGACAAAAAAAGGAUACAUGCAGUUUUACAAAACAAAUUUAUUUAGAGAACAAAAACUUCCAAUUUCUGAAUUCCAUUAAACAUUUAUUUAAUAAAUUACAAACAAACAUUUAGCAUAAUGCAGGCUGUUGAUCUACCCUUGAUUGUACCUUGUUUUGUUUUUAUAAUCAGCAAUUUUCAAGAAAAAUAAAGAGGAUCAGGAGACAUAGAUCUCUAAAUCAUGUGGUCAUAUUACAGCAGAUCUCUGAGGCGCAGCUCACAGCAUAUAGAGUGAAAAGGCAAGAACACGCCAAACCUGAACAGCUUGCAAUGACUUGUAGAAGCUUUCAUUCACUUUAUUAAAUCCACAAACAUUUUACUCAGGACUUUUUGUGAAAGGAGCAACAUAAAAUAAAGCAUUAAUAUAAAGCGGAAGUAUUAGCACACAUACAAAAUAAGCUUAAAAAGUGGGGAAAGCAUUUAUUCACUGCUUUACCCAUAACCCCAAAUAGAAUCCAGCCUCGCUAUCAGUCCUUUAUGCAUGAUAGAGGUGGUGUUAGCCUGUAAAACCCCAUGUUUGGCGUACAACUCACCAUCAACGUUACAAAGUAGUGGUGGCAGCACCAUGCUGUGGGGUGACAUUUACCUGCAGGUGUAAAUGCUGCUAAACGUAGGGCGAUCCUGGCAGAGAAGGACUUUAGACGGAGGACCAAGUUUCCCUUUUAGCAGGAAAAUAAACCUAAACCUACAUUCAGAGCAGUGAUUAAAUGGUUUGGGUUCACGCCUUAGAGCGUUCAACCUAGAAAUGACCACAACCAGAUGGAAAUCCCACCGAUGGCUCGGCAGGAAUUGAAGCAUUUGCAGCCUAUACCUUACAGAUGUUGUAAAAAUUAAAAAAAUUAGAAAUAAUUUCUCUUUUUAAUUAACAAUAAAGCUCUAUGUUAUGAUGGCCCAUCACAAAAAGUCACAAUAAAAUCACAUUGAACAUGAAAAAAAAAAAACACAUAAAUACACUAAUAGGUUUCCUGUUUAUAUUUAACAGCCAGGUGGUAGAUUAAUAAGCUUUAGUGUGAAUGUCUAACUUUAUUUAAAAAUAAUCAACAUUCUUAGAUAAAACUUUGACUACAAUUAUUAAAACCUUUCUGUUUGUGAUUGUUGUUUUUAAAAGCUGGUGUUGAAUCAUUCAUUUUUCUAUUAAUAACUUAACUAUUACA
Molecule: messenger RNA, 3141 nt
Organism: Cyprinodon tularosa
Lineage: Eukaryota; Metazoa; Chordata; Actinopteri; Cyprinodontiformes; Cyprinodontidae
Product: cytochrome P450 2J6-like
Exons: 9
Coding region: 4-1557 (517 amino acids)
Biological process (GO): xenobiotic metabolic process
Cellular component (GO): intracellular membrane-bounded organelle; cytoplasm
Molecular function (GO): iron ion binding; oxidoreductase activity, acting on paired donors, with incorporation or reduction of molecular oxygen, reduced flavin or flavoprotein as one donor, and incorporation of one atom of oxygen; heme binding
Source: RefSeq, a predicted model, not a curated record